This is a messenger RNA of Marchantia polymorpha subsp. ruderalis, 2974 nucleotides long. Lineage: Eukaryota; Viridiplantae; Streptophyta; Marchantiopsida; Marchantiales; Marchantiaceae. The record is from the annotation of a GenBank genome assembly.
GGGAAAUUGUUGGAAAGUCAAUGCCAAUUUGAUUAGUGCGGCUGAGAGCUGGGGUGGGAAUCUGGGCUGUUGAAAAUGGCUACGUAGCAAGGGAACAACAUGAAGGCGGAAGCAACCCUGGUGCCUCUGCCUGCCUGCCUUCCAGAUCCCGCAACCCGGACCCCAUCGAUAAUCGCGGCCUCGUCCGACGAAGACGAGGAUCACGAACCAUUAUAUAGACUACAGUGCGGAUCUGCCACUGCGCAACCCAACAGCCUGCCUUUCAUGAUCGUCCAGUCUCGCGAAAUCUCAGUGUACUGCGGUAGCAGUCCACUCUCACGCAUCCGGCGCAGCGAGCGUUCUAUAAAGGCUUGCAUCGUCUUAUGACUCGAGCUGUUAAUUGCCCCGAGCGCCCCCCGGUCCGCUUGCGGUUCCGAUCUCAGUCUUAGGCUCAUGCGGUGGAAACGACACGAGGUUUUGUUCGUUGUUGUACUUCGAGAUUCAGCUGACACUUGUGUAAGCAGGCACGUACUAUACAUUCGUAGAAUUUGCAAUCCUCUGGGCAGAAGGAGAAUCGGGGAAACAGAGACAGGGGAGGGACACUGGUGCUCGUCAUCGGCUGGAGCGAGCGAGGAAAAGAAGAAUCACUGACAGUCAUUCACUUCGCCCAUGAAUCCGGUGCCGAGCGGUCCAACGCCAAUGCGAACGCAAACCAGGGACGAGAACGAGGACGAGGACACGGCGGUCGAGGGAGGAGGAGGAGAAGACGAGCGGCAUUUCUGGCACUCUCAGUAUCAAACGGCCAGGAAGAUGUUCAACAGGGUGAAGCACAAGGUCCGAACUUCAGACUGGUCCGCCUUCGGUCACGGAUUCGGACACGGACACGGAUUUGGACAUGGAACCGAGGAGGGCCAGGAACAACAUGAGCAGCAACAGCAACGCCAGGGUCCUGGACAGACGGAUCUGGAGGCAUCGGGUGGGGGCCGAGGAGAUGGGCUGAUCGACUCAUUCUACGAGUCGCUGGGGCUGGGGCUGCGCAAUCUGGAGAAUGCGCUGAGCGCGAACGAUAGCGUGAGCUUCCAGUUGGAGUGGCUCGUGCUCGGGGUCUCGUUCCUGCACUCGGUGCACGCCGACACGUUCGCGCUCGUCGAGACGGAGUGGCUGCCGGCGGCGUCGGUGCUGGGGCCCGACUCGCUGAGCGACUAUCUGGACGUGAGCAUGAGCCUGCUGGACACGUGUAACAAUCUCAAGGAGGCGCUGAGUCAGCUGGAGACGUAUCAGAUGAGCAUGGACUUGAUUCUCCGGCGCCUCAUGGCUGCUGCGUCGCAGCUGCAGUCGCUCGAGGCUUCGAUGGGCGACGGCACCGUCGACGGCGGAGGAGACGGCGUCGUCGAUUCCUCGUGCUUUCUGCAGCCGCUGAGCGAGUGCAAGCGCGAGCUGGACCUGCUCGAUGCCUCGAGCGAUUCGUACAAUUUGUGGGUGGAAUUGGUUCCGAAAUACGAUCUGGGCCAGGAGAAGAUUCUCAAGGCCGAGGGCACUCUGCCUCGCACGUACAGCGUCUACCCUCUGCCCGCGACUCCGGUGAAGAAGAAAAAGCGAGAGGCGUCCGUCGUGCUGUACGAUGUGCAGGUGGUGACGAGCUUCGUGUCGUGCAUUCUGCUGUGGCUCGUCACGGGCCAGGGCCAAGACGAGGAGUCGUCUCCCACGCGGAUCCAGCUCGUCGUGUCGUCCAAGCCCGGCCUGAAGGAGCCUCGAGCCUCGCCGUGGCCCUCGAUUCUGUUUCGUUUGAAGGACAAGGUGGAGCAGAGCAUCGAUUACAUCCGCAAGUCCAGUAACAACCCGGGCUGCAGCUUCAUGAAAUUCCAAGAUCUGAGCAGUCUGCAGAGCUCUUUGAAGACCCUGCGUGCCGAGCUCGAGCGCGGGCUUCGAGAGAAGCAGUUCGCCCGCGGCUCCGAGUUCGCCACGAGAAUGAAGACUGUUCUGGAGCAGAAGAAGCAGAAGCUGACGGAACUGACCCGGAGCUUGGAGAGAAUCUCCGCCCAGUUGAAUGAGAUGUUUUCCGAGAUCCUCGAGCGGAGGAAGAAAGUGCUCGAUAUUUGCGAAAGUCGCCCCCCUCUGUACCAUGCCUUCUCGAUCUGAUCCAUGUCCGAAUUGAAAUUCUCCUCGGCUGUACCGCCUCAUUUCUGGGUAUCACAUGUGGUCUACAGCCAGCUACUGGCAGCGAGUGAUGGUGAUCAAUACGAUGACAUCCUUAUCGCCUUUCUUUCAGGGCUCGGUUUAUCACGGAAACUCAUCAUACUGGACCCAGUCGGUGCAUUGGAUCGUGGCGAGACUCAUGAUCGUUCGCAUGAGCGCUUCUUCCUCCCCAUUGUACUUCUGUACAUAGUCUUCAUCGGAUUCUUUUCGGGGGAGAUUCUGAUACUGGCACCUUACUUCUCGAAACCUAUGCUCUAGGAUUGUACACUAAGUAGAUUAGAACGUGAUACGUGCAGGUCUUACACUAGCUUGUCUAUGGACGGACAGGACGCUGGUGCUUUGGACAUUCGGUGUGUCAGAUGAACGAGCUUCAGAGGGACCAUCAUAUUUUUGAGACAGGGCCGUGCCCAUGGAUCUACGAGAAUACAAGGAUCAAAGUUUGACGCUUUUUGAUACAAUGAGCUUCACCUAGAUCUAUCUUUGUUCAAAAUGUUGAAGGAUUGAUUGAGACCCAUGUGACAAGAAUCAGACGAUCAAGCACCGAUGUAAUAGAGGGCGGCUCAGAAUUGUCAACCAUGUACAUUUAUUCCCACUGUAUACAACUUCUGUAAAUGUGUACAAACUUUGUCUCGUGUUCUCUUUGGCACAGUUCCACCUCUACACUACCUUUGGAUGAUAGUGUACAAUUGCUGAGCCCGAAGACUCCAUCCGUGUCCGCGGGCAUCGUUUGUUACACUUGAAAAAGAAAAUUCUAGAAUUUCAUAGCGGGACAAAGCAAUUUUAGAGGUCAACCAUAAUC